Asparagus officinalis (garden asparagus) is the source of this 6277-nucleotide messenger RNA. RefSeq names its product protein NETWORKED 1A-like. The record is from RefSeq and is a predicted model, not a curated record. Lineage: Eukaryota; Viridiplantae; Streptophyta; Magnoliopsida; Asparagales; Asparagaceae. Gene Ontology annotation, cellular component: plasma membrane. The coding region runs from base 583 to 5553 and encodes 1656 amino acids. The transcript is spliced from 6 exons. Gene Ontology annotation, molecular function: actin filament binding.
GCUGUUUUCAGACCCAAAAUCUUAUGAAAUCAACCAGUCACCUAAAAAUUAGAAAACAGUAUCUCCACAAACCUACCAAAUUUGUCAUUACAAAAUUCUAACCCAUCCCAUUUCUCUUUUUCCCUUAAUUUUUUUUUUGUCCUUUGCUUUUCUUUCGCUAUCACCUUUUUCCUCUUUUCUGCUGGCUUGGCUUUGCCUUUGCUUACCUUUUGCUUGUAUAAUAAUACUAAAUUAAUUAUAUAGAGUCGACCAAAAAGGAGUUUUUGCAUUUGGGGAGAGAUCGAGAGGGCCUAUUCGAUGAUCAAGAGAUGGGUUGAGAUCGGAUGCUGAAAGCAGCUGGCGAUCUUCACUGCAGCUGCUUCGCACAAUUUUCUGCAAAUUUUUUCGUGGUAGUUAGAAUUCAUCAACUGGUGAAAUACAGGAGGAGAAAUUCAUCCUAUUUAGCUGUCAUUUGGAUUGUUAGUGACCCUAUUGGGCCAUUACCUGGCUUGGAUCUAUUACCUAGUUUUUUAAUAUUGGUAUAAGGAUCAAGUGUUUUCAAAGGUUAAACAAAGAGAUUCUUCGUCUUGCUUGCUCAGAAUCAUGGCAACACUAUCACAUGCUGAGUCUAGACGUUUGUAUUCAUGGUGGUGGGACAGUCAUAUAAGCCCGAAGAAUUCUAAAUGGCUUCAGGAGAAUUUGUCAGAUAUGGACAUUAAAGUGAAAUCAAUGAUCAAGCUCAUAGAAGAAGAUGCUGAUUCCUUCCGGAAGAGAGCAGAAAUGUACUACAGAAAACGCCCCGAGCUUAUGAAACUGGUAGAAGAGUUCUAUAGAGCUUACCGUGCAUUAGCAGAAAGAUAUGAUCAUGCAACUGGUGCACUUCGUCAAGCUCAUAAAACAAUGGCAGAAGCUUUUCCUGACCAAGUUCCAUUAAUGUUACCUGAUGAAGCUCCCAAUGGCUCGUCUUUCACUGAUUCUGAGCUUCACACUCCUGCUCAUGAAUCAAGUCAGUCUAUGAAUGGAGAAGAGGAAACCCAUGAGAAGUUCGGUAAUGGAUGGGCAAGGAGAGGAUUGGAUUUCCAAAGUGUACAAGAGAAAGAUCCUGGAUUAUCCGAGGAGAAUCAGAAUCUCAAGAGCCAAAUUGCACUGGAGUCUGAGCGUGCAAAUAAAGCUGAAGUUGAAAUUGGAAAUCUCAGAGGUACCAUUUCAAAACUAGAAUCCGAGAAAGAAGCUGUUUAUCUUCAGUACAAUAUUUCCCUGGAAAAGAUAACUCGCCUUGAGGAUGACUUCAAGAAGCUAAAUGAUGAGAUGCUGGUAGUAACAACUAAAUCAAAAAGCUUUGGUGAUCGAUGUCAUCAGCUAGGGACAGAGAAUCAGGCUUUGAAAUUUGAACUGGGUAUGCUUAAAGAGAUGGCAAAAAAGCAACAUGAGGAAUUGCACAUGAAGCAAGAAGAUAUCGAGAAACUUAACAUCUCUAUAACAGAAGAACGCAAAAGAUCCAUGGAGGCUGAAAUGUCUCGCUCAUCUUUGGAAAAGUUACAUUCUUUGGAGAUUCAGAGCUGGGUUGAAAAGUUGAGGAAUGUGGAAAUGAGUAAAGUUGGUAUUGAAGAAGAAGUACAGCGGCUUAAAGAGGAACUGCGCAUGAAGCAAGAAGAUAUCGAGAAACUUAACGUUUCUAUAAUAGAAGAACAAAAAAGAUCCAUGGAGGCUGAAAUGGCUCGGUCAUCCUUGGAAAAGUUGCAUCCUUUGGAGAUUCAGAGCUGGGUUGAAAAAUUGAGAAAUGUGGAAAUGAGUAAAGUUGGUUUGGAAGAAGAAAUACAGCGGCUUAAAGAGGAACUCGAGCAAAACAGAUCUUCUGCUUUAAAGAUCAAAAGUCUUCAAGACGAAAUUAGUUUAUUGGAGGAAUCAAAAAGUAAGCUUGAAGAUGAGUUGGGGAUUCAUGUUGUUGAAAAGAAAUCUCUUCAACAAGAGAUAUUUUCGAUGAAAGCAGACAAAAAGGAGUUGGAGAGGAGACACAAUGAGCUAACAGAACAAAUUGGUGCGGUAAAUUUAAAUGUGGAGACCCUUCAAGAAAUUGUGAAGGAGUUACGAGAUGGGAAUGUCGAGUUGAAAGAGCUCUGCAAGAAGCAUCAUGAUGAAAGAAUUCUACAUCUUGAUAGCUUGAGAUUUAUGGAAAAGAUAACAGAACGAAAUGCUGGUUUAGAAGUUUCUUUAUCAAGUGCAAAUGCAGAAUUGAAAGAGUUAAGGCAAAAGGUAAAGUCAUUAGAAGAAUCCUGUGAAAGCCUCCAUAGAAAGAUUUCCCUUCAAAUAUCAGAAAAGGCUGUUCUAGUGUCCCAGAUUGAGGCUAUUGCUCAGAACAUGGAGAAGCUAUCAGAGAAAAAUACAUUAUUGGAGAACUCCCUUUCUGAUGUGAAUGCUGAACUUGAAGGCUUGAGAGGAAAAUUGAAUGUAUUAGAAGAAUCCUGCCAAUCUCUCCGUGAUCAAAAUUCCAGUCUUCUUGCUGCAAAGAGUGCCCUUGAAACACAGGUGGAAAGCAUUCGUCAGAGACUGGAAAACUUGGAAAUGGAACAUGCAGAACUAGAAAGCAAAAACUUAAAUCUGGAGAGUGAAAAAGAUCAACUACUUAACCAAAUCAGGGAGCUGCAAAGUUCUAUGAGAAUGAAGAAUGAAACAUAUGAAGCUCUCGCUCUUUACACUCGGAGUGAACUCGAUUCUUUAGAAAACAAGAUUCUCAUCCUCCAAGAACAAGGCCGGCUUAGAGAGGAGGAGCUUGAAGUGGAACAUCAGAAGAUCGUUCAUGCCCAGAUUGAAAUUUUUAUCUUGCAGAGAAUUUUGCAUGAUAUGAAAGAAAACAAUAUGAUUCUCUCAGAUAAAUGUCUGGAGUACUCGGAGACAUCCAGAUACCAACAGGGACUUAUUUCUGAGCUCAAGCAGGAAAGUUUAAUACAACAGAAAUGGCUAACAUUGUUAUCACAAUAUAAUGAGAAGCUGAUGGAGGGAAUUCAUCAGGUAAUGAAGACACUUAGCAUCAACAAAGAGUGUCGGUCUCCAGACGAUCUACAUUUUAAGCUAAUUUUGCUUGAAAUUGAAAACCUGAAGGCUUCAAAUUUAGAUGAACAGGAUUACAAUCAGCGUCUGGUUCUUGAGAAAUCAGUUAUACUCACUCUCCUUGAGCAUUGUAAACUUGACCUGGCAGAACUGCGCGCAGAAAAGAAUGGGCUUGAUCUGGAGUCAAAGACGAUACUUGAAGAAUUAUUACUCUUGCAAAGUGAAAAGCAUCAAUUGCUGAAGCUUAAUGAACAAUUGAGACAGAAUCUGCAAGCAUGCAACCAAAAGGAGGAAGUACUGAAGGCUGAAAUAAAAAUUUUGAGUAAAAAGUUAUCAGAUUUGCACGAGGCUCACUCCACUUUAAAAGUUGAUAUCACAAGGCUGAUUGAAGAAAACCAGUCCUUUUCGAAGAAAAUUAGUGAUUUAUCGGAGGGAAAUGACACAUUGCAAGAGCACAACAGUGUACUUGUUGAAGAGUCUAUGAAACUUGAACACCUUUGCUUGGUUUUUAGCAGUUAUAAUGCUGAGAGAGCAUUAGAGCUAAAUAUUCUUAGUAAUAACAUGGAUCAUCUUCGCCAAAUUAGCACUGAUCUUGAGGAGGAAAUCAGAUCACUGAAUGAAAAAUUGGGAGCUGCAGAGGUUGAACGUGUAAACCUGAAGGAGUCACUUGCUGUUCUGGAGGAAUACAGAAGCCGGCUGGCGAUUCUUGAAGGUGAAGUCAAAACAUCCAGAGAUACCUGCCAAGGGCUGAACCUUCUAGUUGAAACUGGCAAGAACCUCUUAGCACAAAAGGACAUGGAGGUGUUGGAAGUAAAUAAUAAGUUCCAAGCUCUACAAGGAGAAAACUCCGAACUAAGUGGAAAGAUUGAGAGGCUUAUGAUAGAUGUUGAUGAGGCAAAAGUGGCACGAGAAGAGGUAGAGAAGAAAAAUCUCAGCUUACUGGAACAUAAUUCUCAGAGGGGUAGUGAGAUUGCUGAUCUCCAUCAAGCUAAUGACAAAUUGAAUCAGCAACUUGUGAAAUUAUUUGAAGAAGCAGAAAAACUUAAAAGGAGGGAAAUUUGUUUUUCUUCUGAGUUGGAGGAUGCUAUUCAAGAAAUUGAAACUCUAGUGAAGGAUGCUCACAUCACUAAAGUCCAUGAAGCAAUCUUUGAAGAAAAGAUGCUUGAGCUGCUAGUAAACUGUGAGAGCCUUGAGAUGAGUGCCAUGAUGCAAAAGGAGAUGUUCUACGGGGAAUUCGCUAGUAGAGACGCCUAUGAGGGUGAGUUGAAAGAGAAAUUUGAUGCAUUGGAUGAAGAAAAUAGAGGUCUGAAAGAAGAAUUGAGUGCAUACUUGCCGCUUAUAUUAUCACUGGGGAAUUUCGUCACCUCUCUUGAAUGGCGUAUCCUUCCACUUGCAAGUCAUCGUUCAUCGAGAAACCAAGAAAAUCUGGAUGUUUCACAGCCUCUUCAACAGAAAAAGAGAAAUGAAGAAGGAAACGGGAGUCAUCACACCGUUUCAUCAUUCGGAAUCAUCGAACUCCAAAAGUUGAAUGCUAAGGUUAAUGCACUAGAAGACAUGGUAAUAGACAUCAUAAGUCAUCUAGAACACGAGACAAAUGUUUCUAGAACUACUCAACAAGCUGAAAUAAAUAAAAGUGAAGAAUUCAAAUCAGAAGGAACCGACAUCAUCUUGCAUCUGAAAAAGAAAGAGGAAACUUGUAAUCUCAAGAAAGCCGAUGCUGAAAUUUUCGAACAGGGACCCCCCGAGGAGAUGAAAGAUAUUCAACUUGACCAUGUUCUAAGCUCUUCACAAUUUGAGACUGGUGCUAGUUCCAAUGCACAAGGUGCAAUUGAUAGUGAUGAAGCCAAGGAUCACAUGAUGGAAUUAUGGGGAAUUAUAGACCGCAAAGAUCAAGAUCUAGAUUGUCACAAUAUUGAAGCAGUGGAGGAGGAAAAGAUUGAAUUGCCUUCUUCAAGAGCAGCACCUGAGAAAGAGUUGGGUAUCGUUACAGAGUCUGAAUGGAAUGGGAGUAUCAGUGAAAGGCUUUCUUCUGAUGCUCAGAGGCUCUCGGCUCUUCAAGAGAACGCCAAAGAACUAAAAAAGACCAUGGAGACAUCUGAACUAAGUAAAAGCCCGACAAGUUUCGAAUUCAAGAAGGUUAAAGCACAGUUGAAAGAGGCUGAGGCAGCUAUCUCGCAGUUAACUGAUGCCAACAAGAAGUUAGCGAAGAAGACUGAGAAGCUAUCAUCAUCUUCAAACAGUUUGCUUAGUGAUCAAAUUGAUGAUAUGGGGAACAUCAGUGAACGGAAAAUUUCAGAACGAGCACGAAGAGGGUCAGAAAAGAUCGGAAGGUUGGAGCUGGAGCUGCAGAAACUUGAGUAUAUCUGGUUGAAACUGAAGGAAGAGCAUGAUUAUAGAAAAGCUAGAGCUGCAGAGAGAAGAACUAGAGUUCUUUUGAGGGAUUAUCUUUACGGGAGGAGAGAGAGCCCAAGGAGGAAGAAAGUUCACUGUUGUGCUUGUAUGAGACCAAGAACGAAGGAUGAGUGAGUGACUUGUCUACCCUACUUAGUGUGUAAUAAUUUCUUUAAUUUUGGAGCUAAAGAUUGAAGCUCUUGGUUAUGUACAAUGCGUAGUUAGAAAAGAGAGGAGGUAAAUAGGCUUAUUUAUACUUAACAACUCAAAUGGUGCUGAAGUUCUCCGAAUAAGAUGUAUUAAGUCGAUCAAUGACGGGGCCUAAUCAUAUCAAGCUGAGCUGCAACAUCUGUUAUUGAGUACGGGAUGACGAUGAACGGGGAGUAAGUUGGAUCGAAGAUCAGAUACUGGUGAAUAACAUGGUGUUUGCAGCGCACCGAAUUGCUAAUUUUGUAUAGAUCAUAUCCGAUCUCGGUCCUGACAUAUCUCGGUCCUGACAUGCUGAAGAUCCAGUUGAUAUGAAGCCUAGAGGCUAAAUUGACAUAUAAGUUUUAGGACGGCGUCAUCAUUUGAACGGCAGAGUUUCUUCGAGAUUACUGCUAUCGUUGUGAUUAUGAGCCAUUUUCUUUUUCUGCAAAUUUUUGUAUCAAACUAAGUUGGAUGCUUGUCAUACGGCAAUACCAGAGUGGUUGAUGGUUAUCAAUUGAUAAUUAGGAAGCCAAGGCAUUGGUAAUGCUCCAUUUGGGUUGUUUAAUUUUAGUCGAUGUGGAAGGAAAUGAGGUAACAAUUCAUAGCAUGGUUUCGCAUUUGAGUUCUUGGAUGAUAGAUUAUACACCUAUUCACUUCUCUGUUUUCAUUC